AUGCAUUUUGUGGCACAACCUCUCUCAUUUUCAAAUACUUAUGAUCAUUCAGAUGACUGGGAUCCAUUUGCAACUGCUUCUGUUUUGCGGAAGGACAACACACCCUCCCUCAAUAACACGGAAUCAGUCAAAAUUCAAAACUUUUUCCCUGCGGAAAGCUCGGAGGCUAUACCUGACGUAGUUGCACCGGAUGUUUCUGUGAUUGAUGCAUGUGGAACUAAAGUUCAUAUAACACCUAUUCAGUGUUUUUCCGAAAUUACGAAUACUCCGGAUUGGUUAAGCAAAGGGCUUAAUGAACUGAGUUACCCAAGGGUGACCCCCAUUCAAGGUCACACGAUUCCAAUCCUUGAUAAAGGACAUGAUCUUAUAGGCUUGGCUCCAACUGGAUCAGGUAAAACGAUAGCCUUUGCAGUCCCAGCAUUGAAGCACUUUAAGCCUAGUCCAGAUGGAUUACCAACGAUAUUGGUUCUCGCUCCGACCAGGGAACUUGUGCAACAAACGGCAAAGGUGUUUUCUCAAUUGGGUUCUGGGGCCAUUCGUGUUUGUGAGGCUUAUGGGGGAGCCCCACGAGAAGUACAGGCUCGACGGUUACACGAUGGAUGCGACGUGCUUAUAGCGUGCCCGGGCCGCUUAAAGGACUUUUUGAGGAAUGGAGGUGUAACGCUUGAUCAUAUGUCUUUUUUGGUUUUUGACGAGGCAGAUCGUCUGCUUGACAUGGGUUUCAAGAUUCAGCUCGAUGAGAUACUCAGUUAUGCUGAUCCAUCGCGUCCUCUUCAGACAAUGAUGUGGUCGGCAACGUGGCCAAAAGGGGUGGAACAAUUGGCACGUGACUACCUUUCAGAGAAGCGAUACACCAUCAGAGCAGGCACAGCUGAUGUGGGUCUGCAGAUAAAUAAAAACAUUAAGCAGCACAUGCUAUUUGCUGAUCAUCCGCAUGAGCGGAUGGAGGCUCUUGUUUCACUCAUUCAAAGUGGAACCAUUGACGAAAAUACGGCAAAGAUGAUGAUUUUUGUGGAACGUCAAACUGACACAGAAAGUGCGGCUCAUCUGCUUGCAAAAAUGCUAGGUAUACAUAUCAGAAACGUUGGUAUACUUCACGGUGGGAUGCAGCAACGACAACGCGACUACAUCAUGAGUAGGUUUAAGCAUAGUGAGACGCGUAUACUUGUGGCGACAGACGUUGCAUCGCGUGGGAUUGAUUUCCCUGACGUUACAUGUGUCGUUAACUUUAUUGCGCCUAAGGGCAUUGACAGCUAUUGUCAUCGCAUAGGGCGUACAGGAAGAGCUGGUCGCACUGGAGAUUCCUUCACAUUUAUUGGUCACUCUGAUGGAUCUUUAGCGAAAGAUCUUGUGGGAUACUUGAAGAAGUGUGGAAUGGAGGUUCCGCAACGACUUAUAGACAUUGCUGAGAAGUACAUCCAAUACGAAGAGCAGCGCAAUUCAAGGCGUUCGUGGAAUGGAAGAUAUGGACGAGGACACAAACGCCCGAAGUGGGAGAACCGCGCGACUUCUGAGGAUAGUGGCUGGUAA
Molecule: messenger RNA, 1530 nt
Organism: Trypanosoma rangeli
Lineage: Eukaryota; Euglenozoa; Kinetoplastea; Trypanosomatida; Trypanosomatidae
Product: mitochondrial DEAD box protein
Exons: 1
Coding region: 1-1530 (509 amino acids)
Biological process (GO): rRNA processing
Cellular component (GO): nucleolus
Molecular function (GO): ATP binding; RNA binding; RNA helicase activity
Source: RefSeq, a predicted model, not a curated record